GCUCUCAGCGCUGCAGAGCGGGCGCCCGAUGCCGGGACCAGGCGGGGAGCCCCAUGCCGCGCGGUGAGCAGCUGCGUCCCACCGGGCUGUGGGAGCCGUGAGUCGGCCGGGAGAAGAUCCUGCCAUGCUGGGGGCACCAGGGUGGCCCGGUGGACGGGCACUGUCACAGGACCCCGGCGCGCGGGGAGCCCCCGGAGCGUCCUCCCUGCCGUGCUGCUGCUGGCCCUCUGCCUGGGCCCGGCCGUUCUGACCGAGGAGCCGACGGAUCCUGAUCCGGCCCUCAGGCUCAACAUGACGUUCAACCCCACGUCAAGGACACUCUCUUGGAGCUGUCUGGAAAAUGCCACUGACGUCAGGUGUAAAAUGAUUUCUGAUGAAAUGGAGCCCACCGAGGUAAUGAUGAGGGCCACAGGCUGCAGGUGCACCUUUAACUACAUGCUGCUGCACACAGGGGUGAGAUUCGAGGUGCACGCCACCGUCCAGGGGGCGUCCGUCCGGGAGGAGCUGCGGUACCCCAACCCAGGGCUCAAGGACAGCGCCGCCCGCAACCUGUCCUGCUUCAUCUACGACGCGAGCUACCUGAACUGCACGUGGGCCCGCGGCCCCGCCGCGCCCCAGGACACUCAGUACUUCCUCUUCAUAGCAAACACCAGGACGCACGCGCAGCAGGAGUGUCCCCUCUACACCCUGGAAGCGCAGACCCACACCGGCUGCCACCUGCGGGACCUCUCGCUCCUGGGCUUCAACAACUACGUUCUGGUGAACGGAACCAGCGCGGAGAACGCCGUCCAGUUCUCUGAUUCCAUUUGGAACACAAAGCAGAUAGGCUCCGAUGCCCGGGAUCCUCAGGCCCUGCGCCUCUACGUCCCAGUGGUGCUGAGCACCCUUGUGUGCGCCCUGGUCCUCGGCUUCCUGUUUAAAAGGUUCCUUGGGGUCCGCGGUCUGUUCCCCCGUAUCCCGCAGGUCAAGGACAAAGUGAGUGACGUGGACGGAGCUGCUGCCCGGGUGCCCUGGGAGGACGACGCCCUCGGCCUGGGGAAAGCCGAGUGUGAGGAGGUCCUGAUGGUGGAGGAGGUGUCCUGAGCCUGCGAUGAUGGCAACCAUGAUGGUGGCGGGGAGAUUUCCCAGAGCCUGCACUGCCCGGGCACUUGGGGCCUUGGUGUCUGGAGCACUUAUGUGGCUUUGUUUUACUUUUUAAAAUGCUCUUUUGUAAA
Molecule: messenger RNA, 1214 nt
Organism: Chinchilla lanigera (long-tailed chinchilla)
Lineage: Eukaryota; Metazoa; Chordata; Mammalia; Rodentia; Chinchillidae
Product: granulocyte-macrophage colony-stimulating factor receptor subunit alpha-like
Biological process (GO): cytokine-mediated signaling pathway
Cellular component (GO): external side of plasma membrane; membrane
Molecular function (GO): protein binding; cytokine receptor activity
Source: RefSeq, a predicted model, not a curated record